This is a messenger RNA of Triplophysa dalaica, 1749 nucleotides long. It is a transcript of the gene uck1, whose product is annotated as uridine-cytidine kinase 1. Bases 240 to 1154 code for a protein of 304 amino acids. The transcript is spliced from 6 exons. Gene Ontology annotation, molecular function: ATP binding; kinase activity. Gene Ontology annotation, cellular component: cytoplasm; cytosol. Lineage: Eukaryota; Metazoa; Chordata; Actinopteri; Cypriniformes; Nemacheilidae. The record is from RefSeq and is a predicted model, not a curated record.
UGCGCCCCUGGAGGAAAACACCACACGUCCCAUCGAACAGUAACUGCUAACCAGUAUUAUUUUAUUUCAAGUGUCAAGGAUGCAAACAGUCAUGGCUGAUGGGUAACGCAAACCAGGCGGUAAUCUACCAAACACCGCCCGGACAUCCUACAACCGAUGACUAAUCUCAUUUGAAACGACUUCUUGCACGCGGCCGGAUCGAAUAUUUAAAUCAACUUCGUUAUUGUGACAGCGCGAGGAUGAAUCCAGCUGGCCUGUUGUGCGACACCGAGCGGCCGCGACACCGUCCGUUUUUGAUCGGGGUCAGCGGAGGAACCGCAAGUGGAAAGUCCACAGUGUGCGCCAAAAUCAUGGAGAUGCUGGGUCAGAACAAGGUGGACCACUGUCAGCGUAAGGUCGCCAUCGUCAGUCAGGACAGUUUCUACCGGGUCCUCACUCCAGAACAGAAGGCCAAAGCUUUAAAGGGCCAGUACAACUUUGACCAUCCAGAUGCGUUUGAUACAGAGUUCAUGUGUCGGACUCUGAAGGACAUCGUAGAAGGGAAAGUGGUGGAGGUUCCUACUUAUGACUUUGUCACACAUUCCAGGCUGGAGGAGAAGAUUCGCGUGUACCCCGCUGAUGUGGUGCUGUUUGAGGGAAUUCUGGUGUUUUACACGCAGGAGGUCAGAGAUAUGUUUCACAUGAAGCUGUUCGUUGACACGGAUUCGGAUGUGCGUCUGUCUCGCAGAGUUCUGCGGGACAUGCAAAGAGGCCGAGAUCUCGAACAGAUUCUUUCGCAAUACACAACCUUUGUAAAACCCGCCUUCGAAGAAUUCUGCCUUCCGACCAAGAAAUAUGCAGAUGUUAUAAUACCUCGAGGAGUUGAUAACAUGGGUAAAUUUGAAACAAAUGACGAAAUUGAAUCAAGAAAUAAAUUCUUGCUUUAUAAAGCAGUAUUAAACUUUUUUUUAAUUCCAGUGGCAAUAAACCUGAUUGUUCAGCAUAUUCAGGACAUUCUGAAUGGGGACAUCUGUAAAUGGCAGAAGGGCUCUGUGAAUGGACACGCCUAUGGGCGGAGUCAAAAGAGGGGUGCGGCUGAACACGACGAGAUCUCCGUAGCAGGAAAUCUCCUGCCGAAACGACCCCUACUAGAGCCCAGCACGCGACCGCAUUAACACAAAAACACACACGCGUUAUUAAAACUUGAAUUUUUUUCUGCAUGCUUCCAGGCCAUCUCUUCCCACGGACUGUAAGUGAUUGUCUGCUGCUUAUUUGCGUCUUCUGUCUUUGUGCGUGACCUUUGACCUGUAACUCUCUUUCAAAGAGCUGCUCUUAAAAUGUAAAUUAUUGAAAGUUACCUGUUGUGGCGGUAAUCCCGCGUUAACCUGAAAUGAAGUGUUAUGGUAAACGAAGUCGUUCAUUCAAUCUCUUUCAUCUCACAGGGCUGUAAUUCCAAAUUAUGUUAAUUACAGAAUAAAAGUCAAAUAAAUUUGUAUGUAGAUAAGUACAUUCGUGAAAUCGUUUUAAAUGCUUAAAAAGGGUGAGAUUUGCCUGUGUGGAUUGUAAAUUCUGUUUGAUCAGAAAAAGACAAACAAUGAGUCAUGUGAUUAUUUACAAAUUGAUUUAGUAUUUAACAAUAAUUUAACCGCAAAGUGUAUUUUCGCUUUCAAAUGUGAAUAUUUAUAAAAUAUUGUUCAUUUGUUAUCAAUGUUUGCAAAUUGUCCACUUUUUAAAUAUUAAAGGAAACGUGAUGUUUCUUGAUUAUUUGCA